AGCCGUCGACGAUCGCUCAUCUCGCAGUGACGCGUCACAAGUCCACACGCGCGUUUGUCGUGCAGCGCAAGUUUAGCCGCGUGCGGUUGCUCUUGAAUAAUCGCUGUUGAAACCUUCACACAUCCACAACCACCUCUAGUUACAAAAUGUGACCACAAUACCUCCAAAAACUCCACCCGAAAGUUUCCAAAGUCGCCCCAUCCCAACCUCCGAACUGACUCCCCACUUUCCACCUACAAAACUAAAAGUGAUCAGUACCCACUCCACGGAUUGGACUAAAUCAUCAACUUUUGACCUCAGCGCAUCAUCAGCGUAAUCAUCGUCAACAUGAACUGAGAUGCUGUGAUGAUGCCGAUGCCUCCAUUACUCAGCCCAGCCAAAAACAGCAACUUGCCAGAGUGAACAAGAGCGCACAUUAUCAUACACUCCAGAUUUGAAAUGCAAAUGCCCGCCAAACAUUCUGGAUCCAAGUUUACAAAUUUCGGUGGUCACCGCAUGCUGAUGGAGGAAUGAUUUCAACAAUUACUCAAUAUCAAAGGGGCUUGCGGAUAAUUGUAAUAAUUUCUAGAACGACUUGAUCAUCAUAUCAAUUUCUUAAACGAUUGUGAUACACCAAUUGAGGGAUUCAAUAUUGAAAUAUGUGGAGUAUAGAAUUACAUUGAAACUCAAUGACUGUCAUGGGUAAAACGAAAUUCUCUAGAAAAUUAUUAGAAAUGUAUCACAAAAGUCGGUGGUCGAGAUAUAAAUUACCACUGCUCAAGUAUUACAACUUGCAAGUGAUUUGAGAUGGAGAGAUCCUACCAAUGAGGGCCUAGUAACACUCUGUAGGGAAAGGAACGUUCAUAAUGAAGAGUAUUCGAUUCAGAAAUUCCUACUCACUUCCAUCAGUAGUUAUCUGAUAGGAUGAAAAAUGAACUAUUAUAAUGGAACCGUUUAUUUCAUAGAAGGAUUCUCAAAUAAAUUUUCCCCUUUAUAUCAUUUCGAUAGAUUCGCCAUUGAAAAUACAUCAGCUUGAACAUCUAAUGGUGGGAUAGUGUAGACAAUUGAAUUCAAUCUAUCCCAGAAUCAGUCUGAAACAUUCGGAUGAGUUGACGAAUUAAGUAAGAAGUGCAUCUAGAUCUUACCAGUAACCUGAAUCUAUCCCAAUCACUUGGAUGUAUUGACGAUUUCAGUUCUAGUUUCAACUAUAUUUGGCCAGUGGGCAGACUUAUAUUUACAAGAAAUCAAAAACAUAUUCCUGAAAUGUUUGUUUGAGAAAAUGUCGAAUCUCCCAACCUUAGAGAAUGACAAGAUGGGAGGAAAAAGUGAAUACUCAUGAUUGAGUAAAUCUGUAGAUGAUUUGAGUUGAUUACGGAAGAGUGUGGUUCAAAGACUGGAUUAUAAGUUGGUGUUCGCGUUGAACAUUGAUUUUUGUUGAGGAAGUGAGCGCCAGCGAUGCCAGAGGGAAGACUAGCGUUGGUGUUGUCACAGAGGGCCACAGAGAGUGACACAGCGUAGGAGCGCUCUCGUAGGGGGUCGUAUGGAGCCUCUACUGUCACUCGCCAACUACUCAGUGUUCGGCCUCAACUCGACUGUCUCCUCCAUCAACUUCAGCGACUUGGUGUCCAGGGAGUCGCUUGACUUCUCCACAGCAUCACCGACCCAAGUCUGGUUCCCCGGGCCCAGUUCGCCUUACAGCACAAUCGAAGCCGUCUUGAUCGGACUGGUGUUGAUGUGUGUGAUUGUGGUGACGAUAGUCGGUAAUAUUCUUGUGUGUGUGGCUGUGUGUCUGGUGAGGAAGCUGCGGCGACCGUGCAACUACCUUCUGGUGUCGCUGGCUGUGUCCGACUUGUGUGUGGCGAUCUUAGUCAUGCCGAUGGCGCUGCUCUAUGAGGUGUUGGGUCGCUGGAGUUUCGGUCCGAUCGUCUGCGACGUGUGGGUGUCGUUCGACGUGCUCUCUUGCACCGCGUCCAUCCUCAACCUCUGCAUGAUCAGUGUCGACCGUUACUACGCUAUCACAAAACCACUAGAAUACGGAGUGAAACGAACACCCAGACGCAUGAUCGCUUGCGUCUCCCUUGUCUGGCUGGGCGCAGCUUGCAUCAGCCUCCCACCCCUACUCAUCCUCGGCAACAAACACGGGGACAAAGGCAACGAGUGUCUAGUCUGCCAGGACUUUGGCUAUCAAAUCUACGCAACUUUAGGCUCGUUCUACAUCCCGUUGUCUGUGAUGAUUUUCGUGUAUUACAAGAUAUUCAGGGCGGCGAGGAAGAUAGUGCUGGAGGAGCGGAGGGCUCAGUCGCAUCUGGAGACCAGUCACUGUUACCUGGAGAUCAAUGCCCGCAACGGCAAUGGAUCACCCGAGGCGAAAAUCGCUUCGAACCCGUCGACUGGGAGUUCUCCAGCUGUAUCAACGCCGGCGACCGCUGGCAAGGCGCAUCAUCGCACCAGCACCACCAGUACAAACACUACGGAACCGCUAGAGUCACAUUACUUUUGUAGCGGCGGCGGCGGUAACCAGACAGGGCUGGCGGUUAGCAACUCGCGUUGCUUCGCGCCGCGGAAGAGCAACGAGUCGCAGUGUCCCAUGCUGGCAGCCACCACCAAGAAGCUGCGAGGGGCCGGACGGAGGCAGCGGCAGGGGGCGGGAAGACACCACGGGGCGGGAGGGGUAGGCGGUGGCGGUGGAGGCGGUGCAUCCGCGCACACUAAGAAAUUGAGGUUCCAGUUAGCGAAGGAGCGGAAAGCGUCAACGACACUGGGCAUCAUAAUGAGUGCGUUCACGAUUUGUUGGUUGCCGUUUUUUGUGUUAGCCCUAGUUCGUCCGUUUCUAGACGACCCUUCCGCGAUCCCCAACUCUUUGUCUAGUCUGUUUCUUUGGCUCGGCUACGCCAACUCGCUCCUCAACCCCGUCAUCUACGCCACCCUCAACCGCGACUUCCGGCGCCCCUUCCAGCAGAUCCUCUACUUCCGGUGCAGCUCGCUGAAUCACAUGAUGCGCGAGGAGUUCUACCAGUCGCAGUACGGUGACCCGGAGCACCAGCCUCAACUGCACAGUCCAGAUCGUGUUACGGAAGCGCACUUCGCCGACGACCUGACCGUGUCCGGACUCGGCUGCGACGUGAUCGCUGAUUGCACCGUGCCGGACAAGGGAUCGCGGUCCGGCGACGAGUCGUUUCCUAUGAUCGUCCGCCGUCGGUAAGUGAAUUCGCUUCUCGCCGAUUAUCACUCAAUAGACAUUCAUCUCAAGCUGUGUAAAUUAUUGGGAACUGGAUGUAUGUCAAUAGACAAUGAUUGACAUUCGUCUUUUACUGUGUAAAUUAUUGGGAUCCAGACGUAUGUCAAUCGGAAAUAAUCGACAGUCAUCUUAAGCUGUGUAAAUUAUUGGGAACUAUACGUUUAUCAAUAGACAAUAAUUUACAUUCAUCUUAUGCUGUGUAAAUUAUUGUGAACUAGAAUGUCCCUUCUAGACAAACUGUCUUCGAACAAACUUCCAACGAUGUAUUUGUGAAUUGUAGUGGAGAAGUUCCAAUUAAUUGAGAACUUUGAACUGAAUACAAUAGGGAGUGGAUAUUACAAGAUCUGUAAAUUGAUUAUCAUAGUCCCUUCCUCUACAAGAGUGAAUUUCCAAUAACUUGUGAAUUGAAAUGGAAAAAUUCUAUUCGCAACUAGAGCCCAAUCAAUGUGAAAAACUAGUGAUGCUAACAAUGUGAAAUCCAAAAAAUGUGAGAUGACUGAUGCUAGUCCAGAACUAAAAUACUGUGGUCAUAGUCUAAGUAAUUAUGAUGAUCUGGUGAUUCAAAUAAGAAAACCGAGUGAAGCUAACAAUGUGAGAUGAGUGAUGCUAGUCCAGAACUGAGGUACUGUGGUCAUAGUCUAAGUAAUUGUGAUCAUCUGGUGAUUUGAAUUAGAAAUGUAACACAUAAUAAAUGCAAUUAUUUUUAGAUAUGACUACAGAAUAGUAAUGAGCUUGCUUUGAGAAUGAAGCCCUGUAUUGUUGAACAUAAACUACUAGUCUUCUUCCGAUAUCAUGCAUUUGACAAUGCAUCACUCUUAUUCAACGAAUUUUUGGUGAUUGUGUUGCUGAAAUUGUUUCGACCUCCAUUCAGAAAACUGUCUUCUUUGAGUAAGCUAGUAAGAACUAUGGUGAUGCAAUCACGUAGGGUAUUGCUGAACUUACGGUAUCAACCCUCUUCAAAUAAAGCGUGUGGGAGAAUUUAUCAAUUACAAGCAACGACUGCUUAGUUCUUGUGUUACCAUUUUAAUGCAGCUUUCAGUCAAGAAAUGACUGAAGUGACGCGUAUCAAGUAAGAAAAAACUAUAAGAGAUACUACAAGAAAUUUCAGGAACUCUUCAACUGAAUGUAAAAGAUUAUCGUUUCAAUGUAAACUUUUGAUGAGUUUUCACUCAAUUAUCUGCUACGACUGCUUAGUAUUUGUGUUACCAUUAUUAUCCUACCAUUAAUUUAUUGAUGUUAUUGAUGUUAUGUAGAAUAGGAAGAAAAUCAGACUUUCAAGUUUCAUUUUAAUUUUGGAAAAUGAUUGUUCAUGACGGACCAUUCAUGGAUGAUCAAAAGAUGAAGAAUAUCUAUUUUCUCGAAUUUUUAUUCUCAAACUGAGGAAAAAAGAACUUGAGCUUAACAGAGCCUUGCCUACUGAAUUCAAUAGUAUGUUAUUUUUAGAAAAUUUCCAGAUUCCCUAUCAUUUGAGUCAGUUGAAAUAUUUCAUUUUUGUAAAAGUAAAAGCAAAAUUUUUUGAAAUUAAAAUUAAUCAAGCAUAAUUUUUAAAAUAUUCUAAAAAAGUAUCAAAACACUCUUGCACCACUUCCGACGUGAAAUCGUUUGAUGUAAAGUUUCCAAAAAGCAGGAGAAUAAAGCUGAAUGGAUAAAUUCAGUACAAAACAUCCACUUUGUGUCGGAGAGCAAUACUAUCUUUAUUUAUCAUCUGAGUCAGUUAAAAUAUGCCAAAAUUUCUGUAACAGCGAAUCAAGCGAAAUUUCCGAAGAAAUAUUCUAAAAAGUAUCCAAAUACUCUUUUGCUACUUCCAACGUGAGAUCGUUUGAUGUGAAGUUUCCAAAAAGCAAUAAAACUGAAUAGAUCAAUGGAUAAGUUCAGUACAAAACAUCCACUUUUUGUCGGAGAGCAAUGCUAUCUUUAGUUAGAUUGGAAAACAGAGUAUAAUAAAAGUAUUCAGUAUAAUAGCAUACUACUUAUUAAGGGAAAGAUUCCAAAUUCUAGUCAUCCAAGCUACUAAGAUUUAUUUCAGAAAACUUCAGUACUAAGAGUGAAUCUAACCAAGUUUUGAGAUCUCAGAACCAAGAUUAAAUUAAAUUGAAGAAAUUUACCAAAAUGUUGUAUUAUGUUAAUUUAGUCUGAAGUAAAUUUGAUGAUAUUUAUUCUAUCUGAAAAAUUCAAUUUGUUCUCAUGAAUCGUGAUGCUUCCGGAUAGAACUCCACAUUACUUCCAUUUAAAAUACCACUUCCACCAUAAAAACUAAAUCAACGUGAUUAUGUGAAAAACGUCUUUGGAUGAUUACUAGUUGAACUAUCGAAAUCAAAUAAUAAGCUACGAGUUAUGUACCGAACAAAUAUUAGAUACGCUUCAAGCAUCUUAAAAACAUACCAUGCUUAAAAACAAAUCAAUUCAUACUGAUGCUUGAAUGGCUGUUAUCUUUGAAAAGCAAUAAGUCAGUAACUAAGAUAUAAAUAUGUAAAUAUACAAAUAUCAAAAACUAUAACUAUGAAGACUUCUUAUAACUUUUUUCUUUCGAGAAAAUAAUGUAAAUAUUAUUAUAGACUGAUACAGUGUGUACGUUUAUUGAUAAUUUCUGAGCAAAAUAAAUUGAUUGGAGUUCCUAAUCAUUAUCAUCAUCUCAAAAACCUCCGUUACCGUUUUGGGUUCAAGUGAUGUCAAAAUACGUGGUCAAAUAAUUGAGGCUCUACGAUAAGUCUCUAUGUUAAGUCUCUAACUUAAUUUGAAUACACUAACUCUCUAGAACCCCACUUGAACUAUAAUCGAUAUACGUCUAAUAUAAUUUAAUAAUGCACAAAUACAGAAGGACUAUACUACAUACUCAUUCGUAAUAUCUGCUUGCAAAUGAGUCAAUCAGAUUAUGAAUAGGAUUUACAAUACUUCUAACACAAAGUUCAAUUAUUGCAGUAUUAUUCAGUUACAAUCCCAGUAAGAAUACAGUGACAAAGAAUAAACAUCUAUCAAGCAUUGCGAUAUUCUCAUUCGUUAAGUUAAGCCUUCCAGUCUACAAAAUAUUUUUUCAUUCCUGGCAAAUUACAAUUAGUUUGGCUUUGGAUUAUCGGGCAUAGCUCGCUGUAAAUUGAUUGAAGAGUAUUAUUUAUAGAGUAUUAUUGGAGAUUAUUAGAUAUGAGAGCUAUGUUUGAACAUGAUUCUAGAUACAAAGUAUAUUAUAUUUGACAGAAGUAUAUUUAAAUUUAACUGGAUGUAGGGAAACUUAGAAAAAUAUUGUGUAAGAUUAUAAGUUGAUGUAGUAUGGAUUGAGAUGAAAAAAUGUCUUCGUGAUUAAAUCCAUCCAUGCUGUUUGUGCUUCUUCAACAAUUUCAUAUUGAUUUCAUGAUAUUGAAAUACAAUGUAAAUUCCAAUCCCUAUCUUUUGAGCCAGGGGACAUGUUGAGAGCCAUUAUUCAUUCCACCAGAACUCCUACUGAAUUUAUUUCUAUUUUCCUCUCUUCCUCACUCUACCACGUUCUUACUCCCCCACACACUCUUCGUCUAUCUUCCAUGCAUUCGGUCUUAAAAGAAAAAGCGAAAGAGCAAUAUACUCUCGUGAAUAUUUUGAUAUGCCGCAGAUGACUUCAAAAUUUGUUCUGACAUUUUUUUAAAUGUCAGCUAUGCUCUCUCUUCCUUUCUCAAACACAGUAUUCCUCGUUGGAAUUUUUCUCCUACAUGGAAAACAGAUUUUAUUGGAUUUUUCAGCGUCGUCAUCCUUCAUACAUUCUCAACAGUACGCCCCAUAAGCAAGCAAUGAUUUAUUCCUGAUUUUAAUAAGUUCAUCACAUCAUUGUCAUGUCUACCACAAUUAUUUAUGAUUUUAUAUGAUUCUAUUCGAUGAUUAUAGCCCGAAUCUCAACCUACUAUGAAAUGUUCUACAAGGAUUAAAUUGAUAAUCUAGAAAUACAUCUGAGAGAUGUAGCUAUUAAUAUAUUGUCAAGAUUUUUCCAUUCAUCCAAUCUAUAAUACGUAGGCUAUAGUUAUGUUGGCUCAUUAUCGUUAUUUUCACUAACUAAACAAGCAAAUCAACUGAUCAACAUUAUUGAGAACUAUCCAAUGUAUUUUGUAUGAACUGGAGAGUUUCAUUGAACAAUCUGAAGAUGAAUCACGGUAUGUAAUAUGAUAUUUCUCAUAUCUACAUGAAGAUACACAACAGAAAAUAAUAUUAUCAAAUAAUAAUCUUCUCUUUUCUCUUGUCAGUUCUUGUAAAAUUCUAAUCUUCAAUACAUCUCCCUUUAAACCACCUGUGAUGUUUUUGAAACAAUAGUCACCUUCAGUAAAUGUCGUGAUCAUUAAUACAAAGUUUUUCCGUAAUCAUGGACGCCAACUACAUACUACUACAUAGGUACAUACUUCUAGUAGUAUCUGUUUGAUUUAAUCAGAACUAAACUCAGAAGCAAACUCAUAAUGAUGUGUCGGUAACGACUUCAUGGCCAUAAUUAUUUAUGGCUCUAAUGACUACUUGCAAUGAAAUUGAUAGCCCAUUACUGCCACCUAGCAUCACACCUCUUUUCAAACAUAUCGGUUUUUAAUUUGAAUCCCUACUCUGAAUUAUUAACAUCAUCCUGAUUGGAAAUUUGAUAGAUGGUUAAGGAGCUCCAACAAAACAACGCUUCAUAAAAAGGGCUCGUUGUUAGCAGAUUGGAGAGGGGAACUCGCUGCUCCCAGAGCAAUUAACUCUGGUCAUUAUCCCUGCUCCGUACUUGAGGGUUGUUUGAAUACACCAGCCAUUUUAGAUUGCUUAUCAGCAUCAUUGAGUAUGAAGUAUAAAGAGUAUAUUGACGGGUAUAUAAAUCUGAAGUAACUAGUACAGUAUAGAAACUUAGAUAGAAUAGUAUAGAACGGUCAUAUUGAAGAUAUACAGUUUAUAAAGAGGUUAGAUCAGACUUUCAAAUGUUCUACCAAAAAAGUUCUACUAUGGCUAACAAUAUGUUAUAAGUAACAGUGGUGUCUGGGCCUCUUCCUAUAAACCUUGGUAUGAAUCAGAUCAACACAAUGGUCUGAAUUAGUUAAUCUGCUGGUCUAUAGAUAAAAUAUAAGCCACAAUUAAUAUAUAAGUCAUAGAUAUAAGCCACAGAUUCUUAUCUGUGGUACUACCAACACCUCAAACAUUUAUUUCUCUAUUUAUCUAAUAAUACAAAAAAAACUUAUGAAAUAAUAUCGGAAGAGGAAAAGCAGGCGAACCCUUUAAUUUUCUUCUCCAGAAUUCAGAUUUGCAGUUUGAUAUGAGAUUAAGUCACCUAUGAUAUGAGUGAAUAUUGAACCUGCUUUAUAUUUGAGUUGAUACGCUCCUGCUAUAGUAAUUAACAGGAUAGGUUAAGCGGUGUUUAAGAAAUCACAUCAUGAACUCAUAAGUGAACGAGUAUUGUUCUCACAGUAUCAAUCAGUUAUUUCUCCUGAUCUCUAUAUUUUCUAUUACAUAUCUCUGAUUUCACUUUUUUAUCAAGAUACUCUGUAACCUAAUGUAUCUGACCUACACGAAUAGUAUAUCCUGUUCUACUUUUUUUCAACCCACUUUCUUACAGUUUCUUAUUUCUAAAACUUAGAAAUUCAGACAAGAGCUUGUUCGAAAACACAUUCUUCCUACUCAAAUUUUGUAACUCACGAUUAUGUUGCUCAGGAAAUCAUGAAACGAACAUACAUAAAACAUUCUCAGCAACAAUAUAUUAUUGUUAUCAAUGAAAAAUAUGUACAAAUAGAAUGUAUCUACUUCUUAUAGUUAUUAUCAUGUGAUUCAUGAGUAUUAAGUCUUCAACAAAACGUUAAAAGGUAAAAACUGUAAUUUGUAUAAAAUCUCCACUGCUGCAUAGCCUUAGUCAGACAGUGUUAUCUCUUCUUGCAAUUGAAAAUAUUUUGUAAGUUGAUUGAAAAUGUAUAGUGUGAGUGUAAGUUCAGGGUUUAGUGUGUUAUAAGUAAAUACUUUGAUCAAACUCGACCUAUGCCUCAGUCAAUUGUUUUAAUAAAAUUACAAUGUCAGAAUAUUUUUGAUAAAAACUAAAUGGUGCAGACAAUCUUCACGGUGGAUCGUUGUUCGAUGUGAUUUAAUUUGUCUUGAUUGUGAUGGAAUUUCAAUUUUUAUUAUGUAAAUGUGAUUUAUUCAUAAAGGCCUGACCAAUUGUAGAGUUAUUGAUAUAACAUACAGGUAAAUAACUAGUUACCAUAAAAAUAUUGGAACUUGGGAGUCCACGGUCCUAAAGGAGUGAGCUGUUAUUUUUCUCUGAUACUGCAUUUACGUGUAAGCCAUUAUUCUUGUUGUGAAGAUGAGUAUGAGAUGUUGAUGUUUGUGGAAUUGUAUUCAUGUUCUGUUUCAUGUAAGUAGGUUUGGAAAUGUUGUUUGUUGUUAACAGAAAAUCUAAGCGUAUUCAAGAGCACAAAAUGGUAUCGAAUUGUGUUUGUACAGAAGGAAUAAAAUGGAUAAUUUUCUAUGCUAUCUUAUACCUACUUCAAAAAUUCCUUGCAACUAUCCAAUUCCCAUUUUAAUUACCA
Messenger RNA from Nilaparvata lugens (brown planthopper), 9705 nucleotides. Its product is annotated as 5-hydroxytryptamine receptor 1-like. Gene Ontology annotation, cellular component: plasma membrane. Bases 1520 to 3181 code for a protein of 553 amino acids. Gene Ontology annotation, molecular function: G protein-coupled acetylcholine receptor activity. The record is from RefSeq and is a predicted model, not a curated record. NCBI's taxonomy places the organism in Eukaryota, Metazoa, Arthropoda, Insecta, Hemiptera, Delphacidae. Gene Ontology annotation, biological process: adenylate cyclase-activating adrenergic receptor signaling pathway. The transcript is spliced from 4 exons.